UUCCACCGGAAGUAAGCCUUAGUCAUUACAGAAAGGCCCAGAGAGUAGGAACGGAGACAGUACUACAGUGUGACGUGUCUGCAUCGCCCCUGGGCGUCAAUGUCUGGAAAUUUGGAGAUCGCAAAUUUGACCAGCAGAGUGGACGGAACUACCACACAGAUAUGUACAGGGAUGACAAGAUGAGAGUCACUCUAUCACUGAGGAUUUUAAAUAUUGGUGAGGAGGAUUAUGGGAAAUAUACAUGUGAAGCGCACAAUAAGUAUGGAAGAAGCGAGAGAUCAAUGUAUCUGUACGAGUUGAUGAACCCUACCCCAAAACCUAGAUCAAGUAGCCUUACUUCAACAACACAGGUGCUCACAAAUUCCGAUCCAGCUAAAAGAACUCACCCAGAAACUGUAUCACAAGUCAGAGAACAAAGUAACGGUGACACAAAAGUAUUCGACUUCCGAGAUUUAGACAGACAAAAAGGUUUGACGUCGCGAGAUGAAAGAAAUGGUCAAGGUACCCCACAGGUUGUUCUCUGGACAGAGAUAAUUAUCAUUUCGUUAGCACAAGUGUGUUCGAUGUGGAGAGAAACGUAAUAAUGAUGGUGUUUGUUAUAAUUAAACAUUAAAUCAAAGUAAAAAGCCAAAAAUAUUUAA
Saccostrea cuccullata (small rock oyster) is the source of this 641-nucleotide messenger RNA. Its product is annotated as protein amalgam-like. The transcript is spliced from 4 exons. NCBI's taxonomy places the organism in Eukaryota, Metazoa, Mollusca, Bivalvia, Ostreida, Ostreidae. The record is from RefSeq and is a predicted model, not a curated record. The annotation marks the transcript as partial.